AUGCUCGAACAUAACUCCAAGUUGUUUUGUAAAUCACUUUCGCAGCUUUCAGCUGUAGCGUCGAAGGUUGUGGCUGAGGAUGUUGAAGGUGAACAUUUCAAGCAGCUCUUGGCGAAAUGUAUAGACACGUUGUCAAUAUACAAGAGCGAGCUGCGAAAACUUUCAUGUGCUUCCAAGGACACACCACCAUCGCAGAUAUAUCAGUUGAAUGAGACAUUGUACGUUUACUAUAAGAUUGUGUCACAGAUCGCAUCUCAGGUUAUUCCGGGGUUGGCCGAGUUUCAACAGAUCAAGAUGAAUAGUAAGAAGGAUUCAAAAGAUAAAGAAUUGCUGGAAAUUUAUAGUAGAUUGGUUUCUGCACUAGCGAAUGAUAAACAGAUAGGGGAAGUGAAGAGGUUUAUCAAAAAUCACAGUGAGGAAGCUGCUCAUGACGGUACUCAACACUCUUAUGAGAAUGGGGAAUUUGUGUCAAUUUCGCAGUUGCAUUCACUAAUACGGCAUGAUAACGACUCAUCUGGCAUUUUACUCGUUGAUAUUAGACCAAGGAUGGAUUUUAACGAUGGUCAUAUAAAGCAUAACAACGUUAUUUGCAUCGAACCGAUCUCGUUCAAAGAAUCAUACACGGAUUCUGAUAUCUUGCGUAAGUCAUUAAUCACUGCAUCGGAUAGAGAAGUUGAUCUUUUCAAGAAUCGUGAUAAGUUUCGACUUAUUGUGCUUUACACAGACACUGAUGAGCAUACGAAAUAUUACUGGCAACAGUUAGAAGUUUUACAAGACAUUCUUUGCAAUAGAUCAUUUGAUAAACCUUUACAUCAUACUAAGGUAAUAGUUUUGCAAAAUGGCGUAAACGCUUGGAAGGAGAAGUACCCCAUGGAGUUGAAAAAAAUAAUGGAAUCGGCAAUAUCUGAUAUUCGUACGAAGCCCGUGGAACACAAUUUUCACCCUAUGGCAUUAUCAAACAAUAAUAAUAUUGAAAAAGCCAAUUCACCGAGUCACUCUCAAACUACAAGUUUCACACAUUAUCCUGAUGCUCCAUUCCUUACUAAUGGAGCUAGUAUUAAAACUGCUGGAUUGGUGCCUAAUCAGUUGUUGCCAUCUACCAGUAAUUUAACGAAAGCGUUACAGCAGAACGAUGAAGGAAAUUCUGAACCUUACAAACUUCAACCAAAUGGAAUCAAAAACCACAGACAGGAAAGUAAUAAUCAUGCGAACGGUACAAAUUGCAUUGUGAGUUCAAACGGGAAUAACUCUGUUGCUAAAUCUGGUCAUCCUAGUAUCAAUCUGGAUUUCGCGAUUGGUUUAGUGAAUUUAGGAAAUUCAUGCUAUUUGAACUGCAUAAUUCAAUGUCUUCUCGGUUGUCAUGAGCUAUCAUACAUAUUUCUGACCAAUUCAUAUAGGAAACAUGUCAAUGUGAACAGUCGAUUAGGUUCCAAGGGUUUAUUAGCGAAUUAUUUUUCACAACUAGUACAGAAGAUGUAUCAACAGGGGAAACUACAGGCUUAUAACAAUACUAAUAUGGAGUCAACGGCUGUGCAUCCAACUCAAUUCAAAUUGGCGUGUGGCUCGAUAAAUUCACUGUUUAAAGGCAAGCAGCAGCAGGACUGUCAAGAAUUUUGCCAAUUUCUCUUAGAUGGUUUACAUGAAGAUUUGAACCAAUGUGGUACCAAUCCUCCUCUUAAGGAAUUAAGUCCAGAAGCUGAGAAAAUGAGAGAAACCAUGCCGAUGAGAAUUGCUUCAGCCAUCGAAUGGGAGAGAUAUUUGACGACAGAUUUCAGUGUCAUCGUGGAUUUGUUCCAAGGCCAAUAUGCAUCGCAGCUCAGAUGUAAAAUUUGUGCACAUACGUCCACAACUUAUCAAGCAUUCUCUGUUCUUUCAGUACCAGUUCCCAGAGCAAGAUCUUGCACAAUUUACGACUGUUUCAAAGAGUUUACCAAGCUAGAAACUUUGGAAAAAGACGAAUUGUGGUAUUGUCCUUAUUGUAAACAGAGACAACCAUCAACCAAACAAAUCAUCAUCACACGUUUGCCUAAUAAUUUAAUCAUUCACUUAAAAAGAUUUGAUAAUAUGAUGAAUAAAAACAACGUUUUUGUCAAUUAUCCAAAUGAACUAGACUUAACUGGCUUUUGGAUCGACGAUUACAAUGGAGAAAUGCCAAAGGAUAACGGGGUUUCGUUGCCAUUGCGUGGUCAAAAGCCACCCUUCAACUAUAGACUCUUUGCUGUGGCGUCACAUUCUGGCACGCUCUAUGGUGGCCAUUACACCUCCUUUGUGGACAAAGGCAGAGUUGGUUGGUGUUCUUUUGAUGAUGUCAGUUGGAGAAAAAUUAGAAGGAAGGACGAAUAUAUCACACCUAAUGCAUAUGUGCUGUUUUACCGUAGAGUUAACAUGUAA
This is a messenger RNA of Kluyveromyces lactis, 2391 nucleotides long. RefSeq lists its product as uncharacterized. Gene Ontology annotation, biological process: protein deubiquitination. The coding region runs from base 1 to 2391 and encodes 796 amino acids. Gene Ontology annotation, molecular function: cysteine-type deubiquitinase activity. NCBI's taxonomy places the organism in Eukaryota, Fungi, Ascomycota, Saccharomycetes, Saccharomycetales, Saccharomycetaceae. The record is from RefSeq and is a predicted model, not a curated record. The transcript has a single exon.